Molecule: messenger RNA, 1623 nt
Organism: Penicillium olsonii
Lineage: Eukaryota; Fungi; Ascomycota; Eurotiomycetes; Eurotiales; Aspergillaceae
Source: the annotation of a GenBank genome assembly
AUGGCCGCGACGUACCCGUACACUGUUUAUCGUGGCACGUUCGUUCAACUUCCCCGGCUCAACUCGAGCUCCACGAAGCCCGAGCUGGCUCGUACCCAAGGUGCUCUCUGGGUCGGUGAUGACGGCCGCAUCAAGGGCUAUGACUGGACUGUUCAAGAUGAUGCGAGCUUUAAGUCGUUCCUUUCCAGCCACAGUUGGACCGAUGCCGAUGCAGGCAGUGGAAAUGCGAAGGCAACCAAAGUGAAGGUUGUGAAGUCGAACGAUGACCGAAAUGAGUUCUUCUUCCCCGGUUUCAUUGGUACGUAUAAACCGUGUCAAUCAGGUGUGCCGGGGCUAAUAGUACUUCCAGACACUCACAUCCAUGCUCCUCAGUUCCCUAACAUCGGACUUUUCGGAUCUUCCGGUCUGCUGGACUGGUUGAACGAGUAUACCUUCCCAAUGGAAGCUAGUUUCGGCUCGAAGUCUGACCCAAAGAACCAACAAACCGACCCGAAGAAGACACCCCCGGAAGGCCUACGCGUCUACGACCAAGUUGUCGCCCGCACCCUCGCUCACGGCACAACGUGCGCAUCAUACUUUGCAACAAUCCAUGUUCCCGCAACGAAUGCGCUCGCGGCACUAUGCCACUCCCACGGGCAACGCGCAUUCAUUGGCCGUGUCUGCAUGGACAACAAAGAUCAAUGCCCCUCCUACUACGUUGACCAGUCAGCUGAACAGGGUCUCAAUGCUACAAAGUCGACGAUCGACUAUAUCCACACCCUUGAUCCAAAGGGCACUUUGAUCAACCCCAUCAUCACCCCACGAUUUGCUCCCAGUUGCUCCAAGGAAUCCCUUGCUGGUCUCGGCAAGCUUGCAGCCUCGUACACACCGGCUUUGCAUAUCCAAACGCAUAUUUCGGAGUCAACUUCUGAAGUCGAGCUCGUUCAGCAACUCUUCCCCGACUCGACCAGCUACGCCGAUGUCUACGAUAAAGCCAACCUCCUGACGAACCGAACAAUCCUCGCCCAUGGUGUUCACCUGACGAAAGAAGAGCUCAGCCUAAUUCGCACACGAGGCUCCAAAGUCGCACACUGUCCCGCCUCCAACUCGGCUCUGGGCUCUGGGCUCGCGCCCGUGCGCUACAUGCUCGAUCAAGGCGUCACAGUCGGAUUGGGUACCGACGUCAGCGGUGGCUAUAGCCCCAGCAUCCUGGAAGCUGCGCGACAAGCCAGCCUGAUCUCUCGACUUGUCCAAUACAGUUCGGAGUACCAGGACAAGACUGGUAAUAAGACCUCGGACGGAAGUGAGAAGUUAACUGUUGACGAGGCUCUGUACCUUGCUACUCGGGGUGGUGCCGCGGUUGUUGAUAAGGCAGAUGACUUGGGUGGCUUCGACAAGGGAAUGAUUUGGGAUGCGCAGCUUGUUGAGCUAGGAGCUGUGCGGAAUAGUACCAAGAGCCCGCUUGACACCUCGGCUACCAAUGGUAUUGUCUCGCGUGCUGUCGUGACAGGCACUGUCGGUAAUGUGGAUCUUUUCGGGGAUGAAACCUGGCAGGAGCAGAUUCAGAAGUGGAUGUGGAGCGGCGAUGAUCGCAACGUGAAGAACGUCUGGGUCCAAGGCAAGCUGGUGCACACCAGGAAAUAG